Molecule: messenger RNA, 1675 nt
Organism: Strongylocentrotus purpuratus (purple sea urchin)
Lineage: Eukaryota; Metazoa; Echinodermata; Echinoidea; Camarodonta; Strongylocentrotidae
Product: fibropellin-1-like
Exons: 9
Coding region: 152-1090 (312 amino acids)
Biological process (GO): establishment or maintenance of epithelial cell apical/basal polarity; heterophilic cell-cell adhesion
Cellular component (GO): plasma membrane; protein-containing complex
Molecular function (GO): biotin binding; calcium ion binding
Source: RefSeq, a predicted model, not a curated record
UGUCUUUCUAUUUAUAGAUAUCGACGAAUGUGCUUCUGCCCCUUGUCAAAAUGGCGGAGUGUGUGUUGAUGGAGUUAAUGGUUACGUGUGUAAUUGUGCACCAGGCUACACUGGCGAUAACUGUGAAACUGAAAUCGACGAAUGUGCUUCCAUGCCUUGUUUGAACGGAGGAGAGUGCAUUGAAAUGGUUAACGGAUACACCUGUCAGUGUGUAGCUGGCUACACUGGGGUUAUUUGCGAGACUGAUAUUGACGAGUGUGCCAGUGCCCCUUGCCAGAAUGGUGGUGUGUGUACUGAUACCAUUAACGGAUAUAUCUGUGCCUGUGUGCCAGGAUUCACCGGAAGCAACUGCGAGACUAACAUCGACGAGUGUGCUAGCGACCCCUGUCUAAAUGGAGGUAUCUGUGUGGAUGGAGUCAAUGGUUUCGUCUGCCAGUGCCCUCCCAACUACUCUGGAACUUAUUGUGAAAUCUCACUUGAUGCAUGCAGGAGUAUGCCAUGCCAGAAUGGCGCCACGUGCGUAAACGUUGGAGCCGACUACGUCUGCGAAUGCGUACCAGGAUAUGCUGGACAAAACUGUGAAAUUGACAUCAACGAGUGUGCUAGUCUUCCAUGCCAAAACGGCGGUCUAUGUAUUGAUGGUAUUGCUGGAUACACCUGUCAGUGCCGUCUAGGAUACAUCGGUGUCAACUGCGAGGAAGUUGGUUUCUGCGACUUGGAGGGUAUGUGGUACAACGAGUGCAAUGAUCAGGUCACCAUCACCAAGACCUCUACAGGAAUGAUGCUUGGAGAUUACAUGACUUACAAUGAACGUGCCCUCGGAUACGCAGCCCCAACCGUCGUGGUCGGUUACGCCAGCAACAACUAUGACUUCCCAUCUUUCGGUUUCACGGUGGUCCGUGACAAUGGUCAGUCUACUACCAGUUGGACCGGUCAGUGCCAUCUAUGUGACGGUGAAGAGGUUCUCUACACCACCUGGAUCAACACCAACAUGGUCAGCACCUGCCAGGACAUCAAGAAAUCAAACAUGGUUGGCCAGGACAAAUGGACGCGUUAUGAACAGAGCAUCGCACCUCAGCCUGAUGCAUAGGCAAUUUAACUACAUUAAUAUUGUAACAUGAAUAACAUCUAGUACUCGUCUUGUAAAUUUGUUUGAAAAAAGUACUAGUACUAACUUUUAUCGAAUCUUUGCACUUUUUAAAGUAUUUUAAACAAAUGUCAAUGAGUCACAUGAGAUACUCGGUUUUGCAGUUAUCAUAGAUUGAAAAACUAUUUUUAUCCUGAGAUUAUAGCUGUACAAAAGUUUUACAAAUGUAUGUUAUGAAGUAUUGAAUAAGUAACAAGCAUAUUCAUGGCGGUUAAACAUUUCACCAAAUCAGUAUUUCUUCAAAUUUUAGUCUCCUAGUUAUUCGCAUUAUUCGUAUAGCUUGUUCUGAUUCCAACCUGGUUUUAUCAUACAAUAUAUUAAUACCUUUUUGUUUUUUCAUAUUAUAUCACUUUUUAUAGUAUUAAUGCGUCAUGUUUUUAAUAGGAUCAUUGAUCAAAUAAAUUUUGUAUUAAAUAAUUAACGGUCUUGGAAACAAAAUGUGAAUAUGUCUGACUGUAAGCACUGCCUUGUUUUUAAACAUUUUUUAUCAUUCGUUUUUUAAAAUAAAAUGCUGCGAAGACCAAAUAU